Messenger RNA from Aspergillus homomorphus CBS 101889, 2499 nucleotides. RefSeq names its product putative C2H2 transcription factor Crz1 (gene crzA). The record is from RefSeq and is a predicted model, not a curated record. NCBI's taxonomy places the organism in Eukaryota, Fungi, Ascomycota, Eurotiomycetes, Eurotiales, Aspergillaceae. Bases 89 to 2365 code for a protein of 758 amino acids. Gene Ontology annotation, molecular function: DNA-binding transcription factor activity, RNA polymerase II-specific; RNA polymerase II cis-regulatory region sequence-specific DNA binding. Gene Ontology annotation, biological process: regulation of DNA-templated transcription. The transcript has 2 exons.
GAGACUCAAUCGGAUCUGAUCUAUUUUCUUCGCGAUCACAGUCUCCAUCGCGUGGGAUCUAUUUUUGGGAUCUUCCCCGUCCGUCAUCAUGACUUCUCAAGAGACGCUCCGCGAAUCGGGGCCGUCUCCCGCCAAUGGACAAAAUCGCAGCGCCAGUCCGGCUCACAACUCACAACAUCCUUAUAAUGAUCACUCAUCGGGCUUGACCUUAGAUGUCUCGGUCGUAACGACCGCUCAAUUUCCUGCCUUCUCCAACGUCUCCCAACCCGAUUCUUACGGCUACAACCCCGCCGCUUAUCUCUCCGCGCAAACACUGGCGCCGGCCUCGCAGAGCUUCUCCCAAACCCUUCAGCUGCCUCAAUCUUUCAAUUCCAACCUAGUCCAUCAAUUGGACCAGUCGGCCGGGUUGUCCAUGCACCAGCAGCAACUACCUUCAGAGGAGAAUUUUUCCACACUGCUGAAUUCGAACCAAGCCGAUCUCGACUUUGCCCUCUAUCAGAACCCCAGCCCCAACAGCACGGCCGCUCCCGAAUACGACUCGCCGCUGAUGCUUGAUCCUCACGGACAAUCCCGGCCUGCUAAUCAGGGAGUCAAUCCCGUCGAUUUGAUCAGUCAGAUACCCUCUUCCCACCGUGCGGCCUCACCACAACUGUCUCCGAUCUCGCCGCAAGACUAUCAUCAACAUUCCUCCCCCGGCCCCAUGUCGCCUCCGACGUCCACUCCAGGAACUUACUAUACCCCGCAACAUUCUCGUCAUGCCUCCUUGGAUCCCGCUACCGCCGCCUACAUGUCCGGCAAUUCACACCACGACUGGCAGGCAGUCAUGGGCAAUUCCGCAUUCCAGGGCCACCGCAGGGCACCGUCAGAAGUGUCUGAGGUCUCAUCCGCCGCUCAUUCCCCGUAUAUGUCGCAGCACGAAUCGUUCGAUGGGUUCGACAACAAUCCUUCCCCUCUUCUUGCCCCACAGAAUGAUCCCGGGUUGUAUGAGAAUGCGCUGGGAAUCGAAUCUUUCACACUGUCCGAGCAUCAGCAAUCGCACUCACAACCAGCUCUCAGUCCCGCACACAGCCCGUAUAUCUCGCCGCAAUUGAUGCCGCAACAAGGCGCGGACAUGAUUCCCAACGUUCCAUAUAUAUCAGCACCCGAUCUGAAUACGCAAUACCCUACUCCACCAACCGACAUCUACGCAGAGAGUCUGGCGGCCCAAGGAAAUACCAGCCCUGGAGACAUGGGACAAGCGUCUCAGAUGGCGCCUCCUUCCAUUAACGUUGAAUUCGCACCCCCGUCCCAAAACUCGAAUGCGCCCCAGUCGAAGCCCGCUGCGAAUCUGGAUUCUCUGAGUCCACCAGUCGCCAUUCGUUCUCGUAUGCGCAGUAAGUCGGAUCCAUAUGCUCAUCCAGCCUCUCGCGCGCGUUCUUCUUCGACUUCAACAAACCUGGAGCCGUUUAAUGUGUUGUCACCGCGCUCACUAUCGCCAUUCGACUCUGUUGGGCGCCAACCGCAAAGCAAUCCCAGCUCACGCGAACCUUCACCGUCAAGGUCAGGCCGUCGCCUAUCCACUUCAUCAAUCGAUAGUCGGAAUUACAUCUUAGGCCUUGCCGAUCCUCAGCGGCCUGGCGCGAACCUGAACGAUUCAAAACGAGUUCAAAAACACCCCGCAACAUUCCAAUGCCAUUUAUGUCCCAAACGAUUCACGCGAGCCUACAAUCUUCGGUCGCACUUGCGCACCCACACGGACGAAAGACCAUUUGUCUGCACAGUAUGUGGGAAAGCAUUUGCGCGACAGCAUGAUCGCAAGCGACACGAAGGACUGCACUCUGGGGAAAAGAAAUUCGUCUGUCGAGGCGAGCUGUCUCGGGGUGGCCAGUGGGGUUGUGGCCGCCGGUUCGCACGCGCCGAUGCGCUUGGCCGUCAUUUCCGAUCGGAGGCUGGCCGAAUUUGCAUUAAACCUCUGCUGGACGAGGAGUCCCAGGACCGAGAGCGCUCGGCUAUGGAUCAGCAGCAGCAGCAUCUUCAGCCGAUGCCCCCUCCAUUGAUGGUUUCAGGCAUGGACGGUCAAGCCACCGGCGGAUUCGUCCUUCCCGCAGCUCUGCUGGCCCAGUACCCUGCCCUCCAGACUUUGCAAUGGGAUCAAAUACCUGCCACGGCAGAUGAUACUGGCGAUAUCGGGGGCCGUAGUAGUUUCGAUGCAAGCUCUGGCGGCGAGUUUGGGUUUGAAGACGAUGAGUCCGGUCUGAGCACUGUGUCUGGCAUGAGCGGAGGCUAUGCGGGUGGGCCGGGCAUCUAUGACAUGAAUAGUCAGGGACAGAUGUUGGGGAUCAACCCAGGCGAUACAAGUUACCAAGACACCGACUGGAGAACAUGAGUCUCCUUGCCUCUGAAAGCAUCCUCUUUUUACAGGUUCGAUUUUCUUUAUCUAUCUCCCCCCCCCUUACCUCCUGUUCCCUUACUUUAGUGUUCGGAUGCAUCUUAUCCAUUACAUACCCCACCGAAAGAUUU